UAUCUGGUUUGCUAAUUCUUAUCUAGAUUAGAAUUAGCAAAGCCUCAUCUAACUCCUACACUAUUUAAUUGAUGGAAGAAGAUCGCCUCCCUUGUCGCCUCGCUCAUGGCGGCGGCUAGAGCCGCGAGGCACUUUUUUUAGGGGUGAGCCGCGAGGCACCUAUAACCGAGUAAAACAGGAUCAGGAACCUACAACUCGCAGCGAGCGAAGGAACCUCGCUACAGGGCCGGCCCAUGGAGGGCGAUUUCGAUCGUCUCUCGUGGAAGGAGGAGGGAACCGCCUUUGCCGGCGCCGGCCAAGGCUCCUCUCCGCUUCCUCCCCCCAUUAUCGUCCCUUCCUAGUAUAGAUUCAAGCUCCUCAAUUCGGUUUGGUUCCAGCUUAUGAAUCGAUUCCGGAAUCCCCUCCCAGAACCAGUUGGAGUCGGAUCAGAGUCAGAGGCCCCUACAACUCCCCCACAAAAAAAGGGUUCAGGGUGUCAGCACCCUGAGGCUCGAAAUCCUCAUUGGAUUCAAUAAUACUGACAACACGCGCCGCCAAGUUUGUAGAUCGCAGUCAUGGAUCGGUUUCAGCAGUCCAAGGAGGAAGAUAGGCUCACCGCGCUGACCGACUAUGUUUUGCUCAAUAUCUUGGGGAGAGUCGGCCUAAGUACGGCGGCAAGGACGAGCGCGCUGUCGACCCGGUGGAGACAGCUGCCUUGGUUGCUGCCUGAGCUCAGCAUUGAUGUCAUGGAUUUCCUACCCACUCCACACGCAGACCUAGUUGAGGAAGAUGACAUGCUCAGAGCGAUGGCGUCUCUGACCCAAGCAGUGAGGAGUUUGUUUACUAGACCUCUGAGGGGAUGCACCGUCAUGAAGCUGCAACUUAAGCUCUACUUGAUCGACUGUUUCUCGAGCGAUAUCGGCCCACUACUAUCUGACGCUAUUGACGCCGGUCUACUCAAAGAUCUGGACCUUACCGUUCUUGAUGAGACAGAUUACCAAUGUUAUCCGUACAUGCGAAGCCUUGCCAAACGCAUGUAUGAGUUUUCCGGUGCCUACCCUAGUGUGCUCCAUUGCCUCACAAGACUCUCUAUAUGCAACAUGUGUUUUGACCAAUUGGACAUGCACCAUAUCCUAUUUGACUGCUGCAAACAACUCAAGCAUCUAACCAUGUCUAACUGUGAUGCUGGUUGUUGGUCCCUGUUGAAGAUAGACACACACAACUCAAACCUGAAAGUCUUGGAGCUCGACGACAUGUGUUGCUUUGAGAGAAUUGAGGUUGUCUGCCUUCCCAAGCUGGAGAAGCUCCAUUGGGAUACUUGGAUAUCUGAAUAUGCCCCCUUGUCUUUUGGUUUUGCUCCGUCCCUCGUGGAAUUACACCUCUCAAAUGCCUUCAGGAUUAAACAGCAUGAAAUUAAAUUAAGUCAGCUUCUACAUGGAGCCGCAGGCAUACAUACUCUGACAUUGGAUUUCCAAGGAGAAAAUAUCUGGCUGCAGCCUGAAAUAAAAGAACUGUCCUCCACAUUCAGCAAGCUAAGGAAGCUAUUCAUACUAGAGGUCUUUUUUGAAUUUGACCUUCUAUGGAUUACAGCAUUUCUUGAGGCGGCUCCUUCUGUUGAAAUAUUGCUUAUUGGGGUACAUGAACAUGUAUACGAAUUCGGUGUUCAGAGUGGACCUGAGAGUUUUCCUGAAACAACUAAUCCUCAGUGGGAGAUGGACUUCGGCGGCUCGAUGAACUUGCUACUGAAAGAGCUCCAAAUUUUCGGGUUUAGACCGCUAGAGCAACAGCUGACUUUUAUAAGAGCGAUGCUGGAGCGAGCCCCCAAUCUGCGGACGGUGGUUCUGAAGGAUGUCGAUCAUUGUGAGGAUUGUAAUGCCCUUGCCCUCAGUGCGCAGCCCGGUGCGUUGCCAUGGCCUGUGUUUCCCAAGAACAAGGAUGAGCGAGACACGGUGGUCAGGCGAGUCAUGGAUGGCACGUCCUUCUUAGGACGGAUAAUUUUUCAGACUUUCAGUGAUUGGCAAGCCGUAGGUUUAGAUAGAGUAACUAUCAUCUCUAAACAGAGUAGAAAACUAGAAAUGCAACAAAACAGAAAAGAUGUAGUUGUUUCUAUCAUUAAAUGGCAUUUUUGUAGGGCAACACUCGGACAGGAACUUGGUGCUCUCCGGUACCCAUGCACCCUAUAUGCGCCAAAAAGUUUAAUAAUUCAAAAAAGGUGCAAAAAUUCCCAAAUCUUUUUUGAAUCAAACAUGAUCAGGGAUUUCUUAUCUGUUUCCACCACUGACCCUAUCGAGGCAAAUGAUAUGGAGGAAGCAAUGGUGUCUUUGACCAACGCAACAAGGAGAUUGUUGGAUAAACAACAGACAGGAACCACUGUCAUGAACCUCGAAAUGAAGCUAUACUUGAUCAACAACUUCUCAAAUGAUAUCGGCCCGCUGCUGUGCGAUGCUAUCGACGCCGGUUUUUUGAAAGAUUUGGAUCUUGCCAUUCUCGACGAGACUGAUGCCCCAGACUGUUAUCCGAUCGCAUCCCUGUUGGGAGAAGCCGCCGGUUGCUCUUCUGGAACGCGCUCGUGCGCUGCAUACUGGCGCGCGACGUACGCGGACAGCUGGUUGUCGCUGCAGUAUGGAAUCCCCUGGCGAGGCUGCGGCUCCGACGAUGAACGUCGUGUGCACCGGCUGGAAAUUGAUCUGUACGUGGAUGCAAUCUGGUUGCAGGGGGCUCGCCGCGUACUGGCCGUGGAGUUCCCUCCCGCGGCGGUGCAGGAGCCCGUGCACCAUCGUCUGUUUGAGCGAGGGAUCCAGGAAGCACGUCGGGUGGCGUGA
Molecule: messenger RNA, 2801 nt
Organism: Triticum aestivum (bread wheat)
Lineage: Eukaryota; Viridiplantae; Streptophyta; Magnoliopsida; Poales; Poaceae
Exons: 6
Coding region: 555-2801 (748 amino acids)
Source: RefSeq, a predicted model, not a curated record